Ornithodoros turicata is the source of this 2529-nucleotide messenger RNA. RefSeq names its product sodium/nucleoside cotransporter 2-like. Gene Ontology annotation, cellular component: plasma membrane. The record is from RefSeq and is a predicted model, not a curated record. The coding region runs from base 286 to 2124 and encodes 612 amino acids. The transcript has 13 exons. Gene Ontology annotation, molecular function: nucleoside:sodium symporter activity. NCBI's taxonomy places the organism in Eukaryota, Metazoa, Arthropoda, Arachnida, Ixodida, Argasidae. Gene Ontology annotation, biological process: nucleoside transmembrane transport.
CCUUGCGCUAUCAAUGAGGGUAAAAAACUCAGAUUGCACACCGGUGUUCGCGUGACCGACAGUUGGGCGCAAACUCAAUCGUUCCGUUGUUGGGGAAGAGUGUAGGCCGAUAAAUCCAGCUCGGAGUUUCAGGAGUCGUUCAAAGCCUUCCACCCACCCGUCCACCACUAUUGCACUCGACUUUGAGUACAUUGGGCUGCUCGGGGAGCCUUCGAGAUCACAUGCGCUGUUCACAGCGUGCACACGGCACUUCACUAGCAUCGCACAUGGACUAGGGCUUUAGGAAUGAGGAGCCCAAUGCCAUCGAACAGAGAUAUAGAACUGGCAAGGGUCACGAAGGUCGCUGACGAAUUCUACACGAAUCCUGCCUUUGUGCGUGAUGAGACGGAAAGUUCUCAUACAUUUGAAGACCAAACGCCGAACACUAAACGAGAGACCACCGGCCAACUGGAAGAUGCACCGAGAUGGCGACGUUUCGUCAAGCCAGUUAUCAUCAUUGCGCUACUGCUUGCGUACAACUCUUACCUGGCUGCUGGGAUCGUGCUCACGUGGCACAAGACGAAGGACUAUUGCCACGACAUCAAAUUUCUCACGGUUGUGACCUGCCUUGUGUACGGCUACGCGUUGCUCAAAUUAUUAGAGCAUAUUUAUCGGCGACAUCUCAAGAAACCUCUCAAAGGCGCCGUCGACUGUCUCGGCUACCGAUGGCUCCAAAGUCAUUGGUAUUGGGUGAGGAUAGCCACAUGGGCAGCAUGUUGGAUCGCCGUCCUGGCUUUUCUCAUUUACGACUGCUUGGAGGAUGCCAGCAGGAUGAUCUCAGUGGCAGGAGCGCUCGUACUGAUCUUCCUAGGGUUUGUCUUUUCGAAGCACAGGAAACACGUGAACUGGUAUCAGGUCAUGUGGGGCAUGAUGCUGCAGUUCCUCCUGGGUCUCCUAGUGCUUCGCUGGAAGCCUGGCCGUGCCAUAUUCAUGUGCCUAGGUGACAAAGUGGCCCACUUCCUCGGCUACGCUUCAGCUGGUGCAAAUUUCGUCUUCGGACACUUGGCGACAGGGAUUGACCUGCAGCACGCCCUUGGUGUCGGCAUGCACCUUGGAAACAAUCUCACCGAGGAAGCGAACAAGACCGAAAUCUUGAAGAGUCAGCUAUUCUCCACGGCUGCAAGCGUAGCUCCAGUGUUUGUGUUCAGUGCACUCCCAGUCAUCUUCUACUUUAGCUUCAUCGUCAGCAUCCUCUACUACCUGGGUGCCAUGCAGUGGCUGGUGCUCAAGGUAGGGUGGCUGCUCCAAGUCACCGUUGGGACGACCGUCUGUGAAUCCAUGACCGCAGCUGCCAACAUCUUCCUCGGAAUGUCGGAGGCCCCACUGAUGAUCUAUCCAUUCUUGGCUGUCAUGACGAAAAGCGAAUUGCACACUGUGAUGACAGGUGGCUUUGCUACAAUCGCUGGAAGUGUCAUGGCCGCCUACAUUAGUAUGGGGGUGAGCGCCAGUCAUCUGCUUACGGCAUCCAUUAUGAGUGCCCCGGCUGCAUUGGCAUUCUCCAAGCUUCUCUACCCUGAAGUAGAAGACAGCAAGACGCAGAGUGAGAACAUCAAGCUGCCCAAAAGCGAAGAAACCAACGUCCUGGAAGCAGCUUGUAAUGGCACUAUCGUAGCGCUGACGGUCCUUGGUUUCAUUGUGGCCAACCUCAUCGGAUUCCUCGCGUUUCUUGCGUUCCUCAACGGGACGCUACUAUGGUUCGGGAACAUUGUCGACGUCGAGUUUCUCACGUUCGAGUGGGUGCUGGGCCAGGUGUUCCGGCCACUUGCUUAUAUAAUGGGCGUACCCUGGGUCGACUGUGGUCCCGUGGGGGAGCUGCUGGGUAUAAAAACAUUCGCCAACGAAUUCAUCGCUUACGCACAGCUUGCAAAGAUGAAAAGCCAACUACAGGAGCGUUCCGUUGUGAUAGCAACAUACGCGUUGUGUGGAUUCUCAAACGUGGGCUCCGUUGGAAUCGUCCUCGGCAGUCUAAGUGCCCUGUGCCCUGAACGGAAGGCUGACCUUUCGGCGAUUGCAGUGAGGGCAUUAUGUGCUGGAUCGGCGGCUUGCUUUAUAACAGCGUGUAUGGCAGGCAGUUUAAUAUCUUAGAGGAAGCCAACUACUACUGGACAUCAGGACAGUAUCAAGGUUGCCCAGCUGUGCGUGCGUCGUGCUGUGUUCAUGUAUCACGACUUCAAAACUGUGCAUCAAGCAGUGCGAACAGAAGUGGACAACUUUUAGACCCAGUUCGACCAAGACACUCCACCAAGAUUCGUGAAGACUGUGCAAUGAACGCCUCAUGGGUACAAACACAAGUGUACACGCCAAAAACGUCUUGCGCUAGUUUUGCCAAGAGUUUUACCUCAGGACCUUGCAAGGGUGACUUCGUACUUCGUGACUGCGAAAAUAUGUUCUAUAUCUCUGGGUGCGCUAUGCAUAAAUUGAUUGGAGUUCAACGGACCAUGAUGAUUGUACAGUAUCCAAGCACAUUACAAAUCAGUAUUUUUCUCUGUC